This is a messenger RNA of Aspergillus homomorphus CBS 101889, 808 nucleotides long. RefSeq lists its product as uncharacterized. Lineage: Eukaryota; Fungi; Ascomycota; Eurotiomycetes; Eurotiales; Aspergillaceae. The transcript has 2 exons. The record is from RefSeq and is a predicted model, not a curated record. Bases 263 to 721 code for a protein of 152 amino acids.
CGACAGCAGACCCGCUCCUCCGCUUGCAGACAGCCAGCGAAAGGUUGGGGACUCAAGCACUAGCGAUCGGGCGCGGUACAGCCCUGCGUUGGCGUUGAUUGUCUAUGCGUUUGGCGCUUACCGAGAAACAGUCUUGUCGUGUUCGGACUUCGAUCAACCAACAGUUUGGAUCGGCUUUGGCUCGGUUUGAAUGCACCAUGUUAAAGGAAGGCAGGUAUGUCACAUCGCUCACUCGCAAUGAGUGCCUUCUUUUUGCUACUACAUGAGUGGGAUGUGGGCCUGCCAAUCUUCAUCGACCUCCACGCAGUCGAUCUUUUUACCAAGAUUCGAGCUCUGUAACGCUGCUCUUCUUACUCAAGUACUCAUGUACUCAAUGGCGGCUAUCAGGGUGGCGAGGAUGCGAUGGAGUCAUGGGAGCGGCCCCCCCAGCCAUCGAUAUCGGAUGAUUAGAUCAGAGAGCAUCCUGCUGUGCUACUGGUCUGAGUCUCUACUCCUGAAACAAACACCGGAUUGGAGAUUAAUCAAUAUCGACAUUGAUCCAUCUGCAUGGUGCCCUAGCUUCUCCAUAACCAGACCGACGCCUAGCUCAUGUACACGGCUCAAUUCAGAAACCAGCAAAAUAGCGGUCGCCGCCCGAGACACAGGGCGAUACAUGAGCGGUCUCAGGUCGGAGAAAGUUCACCCUGGCAGGAUCGACCAACGACCAACUUCCAGUUUAUGAAGAUCGCGGUUUAGCCGAUCGUUUUUGUCGCCUCCCCGUCACUCUCACGAGUCACAACACCGCGAUAAAAUGUCCGAGCGUCCAGGG